Molecule: messenger RNA, 4407 nt
Organism: Onychostoma macrolepis
Lineage: Eukaryota; Metazoa; Chordata; Actinopteri; Cypriniformes; Cyprinidae
Gene: grm6a
Product: glutamate receptor, metabotropic 6a
Exons: 12
Coding region: 438-3164 (908 amino acids)
Biological process (GO): regulation of synaptic transmission, glutamatergic; G protein-coupled glutamate receptor signaling pathway
Cellular component (GO): membrane
Molecular function (GO): adenylate cyclase inhibiting G protein-coupled glutamate receptor activity
Source: RefSeq, a predicted model, not a curated record
UAGAGCAAGAGAGGGAGGGGAGGGGAAUCGAGCUUUUAAGAGAUUUGAUAGAGAUUAGAAGCGGCACAGUGUUGAGAAAUAUUGUAUGUUCGAUACGAAUCUCAUUUCAUGGUGAAAAGGCAGAAAGCGCGCGCGAGGACGCGGACGGAGCUGCGGAACGCACGACUGACUGACUGACUGACUGAAUGAAUGAAUGAAUGAAACGAUGAAGAAGAGCUCUGGGCUUUCUGUAAACAGGUUGUAGGUGAUCUCAACAGGUCAUAGGUGAACUAAACAACUGCCAAAAGCUUCAGAUGGUUUGAGCGAGUCGUAAUGUCUUCGAGGGUUUGAGGAGAGAUCGUGGAUGUCUCGACAGACUCCUGGAGAAAGUUCAACAUCAGGAUGAACAGGUUCCUCAGAUAGUGGAUGAACACUUGCGUGUUUGAUUCCUGGUCAUUAUGACAUCACAUCCUCAUCUGUUCUCAUUGGACCAUCAGGUCAGGAUGUUCCGGGUUUUAAGCUGGAGCAGCUGUCACUCUACCACAUGGCCACGCCUCCUGUGGAUUCUGUGGGUGUGGCUAAGCCCAUGUUCGUCAGUUCACCAGCACUCGCACCCACAUUCCAUCAAAAUCCCGGGGGACAUCACCUUGGGGGGCCUUUUCCCAGUCCAUGCCAGGGGUCAUGCAGGGGUCCCAUGUGGAGAAAUAAAGAAGGAGAAAGGAAUCCACCGGUUGGAGGCCAUGCUGUAUGCACUGGACCAGAUCAACAGCGACCCAGAACUGCUGCCCAACAUCACUCUAGGGGCCCGGAUCCUCGAUACGUGUUCCAGGGACACUUACGCUCUAGAGCAGUCUCUGACAUUUGUCCAGGCCCUCAUUCAGAAAGACACGUCUGACAUCCGCUGCUCCAAUGGCGAACAACCGAUCAUACGCAAGCCUGAGCGCGUGGUGGGUGUGAUAGGGGCGUCAGGAAGCUCAGUGUCCAUCAUGGUGGCCAAUGUCCUGCGGCUGUUUGAGAUCCCUCAGAUCAGCUACGCCUCCACAGCACCAGAGCUGAGCGACCAUAACCGCUACGACUUCUUCUCUCGAGUGGUACCUCCAGACUCCUACCAGGCCCAAGCUAUGGUGGACAUCGUCAAGGCACUGGGCUGGAACUAUGUGUCCACAUUAGCGUCGGAAGGGAACUAUGGUGAAAGCGGAGUAGAUGCCUUCAUUCAGAUCUCUCGAGAGGCAGGAGGUCUGUGCAUCGCUCAGUCCAUGAAGAUCCCACGAGAGCCCAAACCAGGAGAGUUUGACAAGAUCAUUAAGAGACUAAUGGAGACCCCCAAUGCUCGAGGAGUUAUCAUCUUCGCCCAUGAGGACGACAUCAAGCAGGUCCUGGAGGCUGCAAGGAAGUCCAAUUUGACCGGUCAAUUCAAGUUUGUGGGAUCGGACAGCUGGGGUGCCAAGAGCUCUCCGAUCCUGGACCAGGAGGAAGUGGCUGAGGGUGCCGUCACCAUUCUGCCCAAAAGAGCAUCUAUUGAAGGAUUUGACCAGUACUUCACCACUCGAUCCCUGGAGAACAACCGCAGGAAUAUCUGGUUUGCUGAAUUCUGGGAGGAUGACUUCAGAUGCAAACUGACACGUCCAGGUAUCAAAAUCGACCCAGAAAAGAAGAAAUGCACAGGAGAAGAACGGAUCAGUCGUGAUUCUCAUUAUGAGCAAGAGGGCAAGGUUCAGUUUGUAAUUGAUGCGGUUUACGCUAUGGCUCAUGCUUUGCACAACAUGCACCAGGAUUUGUGCCCAGGAGCCACGGGCGUUUGUGAUAAGAUGGACCCAGUGGAGGGACGUUUGCUGCUUAGCUACAUCCACUCCGUCAACUUCAAUGGUAGCGCCGGCACUGCUGUUCUGUUUAAUGAAAACGGUGAUGCUCCUGGACGCUAUGACAUCUUUCAGUACCAGAUGACCAACACCACCAGUCCAGGAUACAGAGUCAUCGGCCAGUGGACCAAUAACCUGCGACUCAACGUGGAAGAGAUGCAGUGGACCGGUGGAUCCCGUCAGAUUCCGGACUCGGUUUGCAGUUUUCCAUGCCGCUCGGGUGAGAGGAAGAAGAUGGUGAAGGGUGUCCCGUGCUGCUGGCACUGCGAGCUUUGUGACGGCUAUCAGUUCCAAGCUGACGAGUUAAACUGCGAGAUGUGCCCUUUCGAUAUGCGGCCGACCCCCAACCGCACGGCCUGCCGCCCAACUCCCAUCAUCAAGCUGGAGUGGCAUUCACCCUGGGCCAUGAUCCCUCUGUUCCUGGCCAUUCUUGGCAUCCUGGCCACCCUGUCCGUCAUCAUCACCUUCAUCCGCUUCAACGACACCCCCAUCGUGAGGGCGGCGGGCCGCGAGCUCAGCUACGUGCUCCUGGUGGGAAUCUUCCUCAUCUACCUCAUCACCUUCCUGAUGAUCGCUGAGCCGGGGACGGUGGUGUGUGCUUUCCGCAGGCUGCUGCUGGGGCUGGGCAUGUGCAUUACGUACUCUGCCAUGCUUACGAAGACCAACCGGAUCUACCGCAUCUUCGAGCAGGGCAAGAAGUCUGUCACGCCACCAAAAUUCAUCAGCCCCACAUCGCAACUUAUGAUCACCUUCAUACUGAUCUCAGUACAGGUUGUGGGUGUUUUCAUCUGGUUUGGUGUGAUGCCACCACACACCAUUGUGGACUAUGAGGAGCAGCGGCCGCCCAAUCCAGAGUUGGCGCGUGGCGUCCUGAAGUGUGACAUGUCUGAUUUGUCGCUCAUCUGUUGCCUGAGCUACAGUAUCGUGCUGAUGGUCACAUGCACUGUGUAUGCGGUCAAGAGCCGAGGUGUUCCUGAGACCUUCAACGAAGCUAAACCCAUUGGCUUCACCAUGUACACCACCUGCAUCGUCUGGCUGGCAUUCGUGCCUAUUUUCUUUGGCACAGCACAGUCCACUGAGAAGAUGUUCAUCCAGACGACGACGCUGACCGUGUCCAUGAGUCUGAGUGCCUCCGUGUCUCUGGGGAUGCUCUACAUACCGAAAGUGUACGUCAUCAUCUUCCACCCGGAGCAGAACGUGCAGAAGCGCAAGCGCAGCUUCAAGGCUGUGGUUCAAGCCGCCACCAUGUCCUCACGCCUCUCGCAGAAAUCCAUCAAUGACAAGCAGAACGGAGAGACCAAGAUCGAGCCAGACAGGACGCAGUAGCAGGUGACCCUUGGAACAGCUGUGUGGAUCUCAAAUCACUGAGGAACAGAGUCAAAGGGGGAGUUUUGCUGUGUUGUAUUUUGUGAUGCCAGGUGAGGACGUUAAUAAAGCCGAUGUUACUGACUGUGAAGCACAAACUGCUAACACUGCGAACAGAAAAUACUUUAUUGAGCAUCUUUGUCGAACACUUGAAAUGCUUCAUAGAUAGAAUGUGCCCAAAAGCCUUUCUCAUCCAGAGGAUUUUUGCUGAUCGCACAAUGCAAUUUGGAAAAAUCUCUUUUUGUCCCAUUUUUACCUCAGAAAAAGUAAUGUGUGGUUGUUGUAUUGAAGUUUUAGCAUGAGACAUUUUCAACAGUGCAACUUUGGACAUGCACGCACUAACCAAGUAAAAACGUAAUGAAAGACCACCAGAUUUGAUAAAAAUGCAGAUCCUGCCUGACGCUGAAGAAAAGCUCUCCUCACCUUUGACCGUCCAGCAAAGUCACUGCUAUGUCAGCUCAUAAUGCACAAUUUUAUUUUAGAUUGUAAGCUCAAAUAAUGAAGUAGACACUAUUUUGAGCCAGUUGUGUAUUUGAUAGCUUUGUGCAUCUUAUAUAUCUAUUUAUUUAAAUGAUUCUAACUAGGUGUUAUUAAAUUAACUUUUAUUUAUUUGUUUAUUUUUAUUUUUUGAAAUAAUGUAUUUAUUUAUUUAAUGUUGAUGAUUGAUCUCCUUGGCCAAAGACAUGUUGGUGCUUUUAUAAAGAAACCUGUAGGAAAGGACAGAAUUAAAUAUCAAUACAGCAUCCAGAGUGCACCAUGUUAAAGAAUAGUGUACAGUUUAACUUGUUGAAUAUUGUAAAUAGAGGAAUCUGCAGAAGGUUUUAUGGAUGUAUUAUUUUGUGUUUUGAGGCGGUUAUUUUGUGUUUGAUUGACAAUGUGCAUGGGAAACUCUAUCUGAAAAGUCUUACUAUGUUACAUGAGUAACAUGACUGCCGUGUUUUGCUCACAUCACAUUAAAGAAAUGUAGUUUAUGUCUUUCUAUUUGCUAUUUUUACAUCAGUGUUUUAGGAUGUCCAUAUAUUCUGCUGAGUUCAUAAUGCUUAAGUAAAUGCAACACUACAACACUAGCUGUGUCUAUGAAGAUGUAAUAUUUGAAGCAGUAUUGAUGUUGAAUGGUACAAUCGAUAAUAGAAAGAGCAAAGCAAUCAGUUGUAAUUAAACAGACUGCUGAUGGUCAGAAUGCUUUGCCACAAUAAUUCCUACA